Messenger RNA from Dentiscutata erythropus, 7071 nucleotides. Lineage: Eukaryota; Fungi; Glomeromycota; Glomeromycetes; Diversisporales; Gigasporaceae. The record is from the annotation of a GenBank genome assembly.
AUGGUCCACGCAACUAAAGAAAAGGAAAAUUCAACAGUACAAGUUGCACCUUUCAUAAAUGCCCUUCGAAUAAAGCCUCUCACAGCCGAUGAUCUGGUCAACCUCCCAUCUCGGUUUCAAAGAAAUGUUCUUUCCACAACAGAAUUUGCUCCAAAUCAAGUUAUAGUACAUGGAGAAAAGAAACAAACAUGGACAUUCGACAAGGUUUUUGGCCCUGAAUCGUCACAAAAAGACAUUUAUGAACAAACAGUCAAAAGCAUGGUAGAUAAAUUUUUAGAAGGUUUCAAUGUAACCAUUCUAGCAUAUGGUCAAACUUCAUCGGGUAAGACAUAUACAAUGGGUACAUCAAAUGAAUAUUCCCAAUUAUCAGAAACAAAGGGUAUAAUACCAAGAUCCAUGGCUACUUUAUUCUCUUACGUCAAUUCGACGCAAUUUAAGAGCCGCAAAUUUGUCAUAAAAGUUUCAUUCGUGGAAAUAUAUAAUGAAGACUUGAUAGAUCUUCUUGCCGAAGGGGAUUAUGAGAGCAGACCAUCGGUGACGAUACGGGAGGAUUCGAAAGGCAAUAUGAUCUGGAGUGGAUUACAAGAAAUUAAAGUAAACAGUAUAGAAGAAGUCAUGAGGCAUUUAAUGAGUGGUUCGAUGAACCGACAAGUAGGCGCGACCGAAAUGAAUUCUCAAUCAUCUCGAUCACAUGCUAUUUUUUCGGUUACGCUAUCGCAACAAAAAUUUGUCACUGACUUUAGAACAAAAAAGAAUGAAGAAGAAGGAGAUUGGGUUACGGUGACCAGUAAAUUUCAUUUCGUCGAUUUAGCUGGUAGUGAAAGGCUUAAACGAACUUCGGCAACAGGGGAUCGUGUGAAAGAAGGUAUAUCUAUCAACUCUGGCCUUCUUGCAUUAGGUAAUGUUAUAUCUGCUUUGGGUGACCCAGCAAAAGCAAAAAACACUAUGCAUAUUCCAUACCGAGAUUCAAAACUCACUCGAUUAUUGCAAGAUUCUCUUGGUGGAAAUGCAAAAACAUUGAUGAUUGCAUGUGUUUCUCCGGUAGAAUACAAUAUUAAUGAGACGAUCAGCACACUUAAAUAUGCAAAUAGAGCUCGUAACAUAAAAAACACUGCCAUCGUUAACCAGGAAGAAACAGGAUGGCAGGAUAUUGAAUAUUUACAAACUUUAGUUCUAAAACUUCGUGCUGAAAUUAAAACUUUGAAAAAUUCUGAUGGGCUUAAUUCUCCAAUUUCACCAAAUUCACCAUCGUUUCAAUCAGAUGCUGCAGAUUUACAUCAAAAUUAUUUUGGUUCCGAAACAAUUUCGAAUUUAACUACUGAUUCGACCUCAGAAGAAAAUAAGGACAUUCAAGUACUUGAAGAACAGUUAAUAGAGCUUCAAAAUUUAUAUAAUGAUAUGUCUAAGAAGUAUGAACAGGCUUCCGCAUCUCUUAACAUGUGCAAAAAUAGUGAUGGCACAGAAAAAUCUUUAUUUACUAACGGUCAAAAUACAAUACCAAAUCAAGAGGUUUUAAAAUCAAUGACUUCAAAUUAUGAAAACUCUAUUAUUGAAUUCGAGAAGGAACUUGCUGCCGUACGAGAGGCAGUACGCAAUGCUGAAAUGCUUGUUCGCGAACAAGAGAUGAAAGUGUUGGAUGCAGAAGACCUUAAUAAUCAAGAUGUAAGAUUAAUAAACGAUCUAAAAAAUAAUAUUUCAAAUCGUGAAGAAAGGAAAAAAACCACUGAGGAAUAUAUUAAAGAUCUAGAAGCUAGACUGAAUGCACGUGAAAGCGAGCAAAAAAAGGAUCAGGAUAUAAUUAAUGAGCUUAGAGAAAGAUUAGUUCAUGUUCAGUCAGCAGGAGACGACACUGAAAAGAUAGUCAAAAACAUUGAGUUAAAAUUGAAAGAAAGUGAAUUAAAUUUUCAAAAAAUCAAUAAGAAUGCUCAAAAAUUGGAAAAAGCUUUACACGACGCAUGUGAUGCUUAUCUUAAACUUGAGACGCGAUAUAAAAAAGAUAGAGCUAACGAAGAAGAUGAUCUAAAUCUCUUUUUGGAAGAAAUUCAAGAUCGAGAUGAGAGAAUUUCACAACUUGAUAAAAAAGCUGAAGAGCUUGUUGAAGAGCUUGAACAGAUGAAAAGGCUUAAAACAGAAGCUGAUAGACAUUCUCUGAAACGACGACAAUCCACGUCGACAUUUUCUUCUCUCACUGAUCUUGAAACACCAAUAACUUCUACACCACUUGGAGAUUAUUAUACUACCUCUCAACUUGAAUUACAAAUAUAUGAAUUACAACAAAUACAAGAAAGGACAAUGUCCGAAUUUUUAGAUAUUAAGCAAAAAUAUCAAUAUAGCCUUGAUAAAUUAAGUGAACUUAAUAAACAAACAAGAAAUCGCUCUUCUCAUAGAAAAUCAUUAUCAAUAUCUAAUGAAACAAUAGACGAGUUAUCAAACAAUGCAUUAAUACAAAAGUUACAAACUGAACUUCGACAAUUAGAAAUGUUUCAUGCUGAUAAGGCACGAGGUCUCGAUGCUGUAAAACAAGAAUUUGCUCGACUUGAAAUUAAUCAUCUUAAUACACUUGAGAUUGUCGAAGAAUUAAGUGAAGAAAUAAAAAGAAGAGAUGCGAUGGCACAAAAUGAAGUUAUGUCUGUUAUGAAUUCGGAUCAUAUUUAUUUUGAUUCUGGAGAUUUCUCUACCGUCACUAGUGAGAUUGACAAACAGGAAAUAAUAAAUAGAUUGAGAGAAGAGGUUGAACAGCUUAAAGAAGAUCAGAAGAAAAUUUUGGACAAUUUAGAUACAAAUCAAGGAGGUUAUAAAAGUGAUAAAGUUUUGGAAGUUGAAAUGAAAAUCAGCGAAAUAAAAACCGAAAUGAGUAAUGUUAUUUCUGAACAUUCCAAAAAGAUGGCAGCUAAUCCGGAUGAUGAAUCUCUUAAUGCAACGUUCUCUAGGUUAAGAGAGCUUGAAGAACUUUUGAUAAAAGCAUUCGAAGAUAAGAGAAAGGCCAGAGUCAUUGAUGCUAUUUCAUGUUUGGAUGCUGAUACGCAUUUACAACCAGAGCUUAAUGAUGAAAUGUUAGAAAUGAGAAUGCAAAUUAACAAACUUGAUAUUGAAAUUGAAUCAAAGAGUCAUACAAUAGCAGCACUUUUGUUCCCAUCCAUCGAACAACAAAACGCAAUUCGGAAGCUUGAAGAUGAACUGCAGGAAGCUAGAGAAUCUUAUCAAGUAAUUGUGGAGAAAAAAAAUAAAUUAAAUUCAAUCUCUGAAGAAUCUGAUACACUUGAAAAACAACUCAAAACAUUGGAAGAAAAAAUGAAUAACUCUGAAGCUCAAAUAGCUAAGGCAAAAGAAUCUCAUCAUGUUCCAACUCCACGACGAAAUUCCUUGAUGUUGCUUUUGGAUACACCAACACAUAAAGCUAUUAAUAGUGUUGGAGAGAAACUUUCAAGCUUGCAAAAGGAACUUGCAACUAAAUUAGAAGCAACAGAAUCCUUGCAAGAGGAACAAGAAAUUGUUAUUGCCCUUCAAGAACAAUUAGAAUUUCUCAAAACAAACAUUCAACAAAAAAAUGAACUAAUUGACCAUUUAAAAGAAGACUUAGAAGACAAAUCAUCCCUUCAACAAAGAUUGAGAGAAAAGGAAGCAGAAGCGUUAUCAUUUAGAACAAAACUUAUGGACAUUCAAAAUAAAAUAAUUUAUUUUCAAAAUGAAAAAAAUGAACUCGGCAUGUGGCUUCAGAAGUUAGAAACCGGGGGUGAUAUAAAUAAAGAUAUUGAGAUUGAAUUGCGAGUUUUAAAAAAGGAAAUUAUACAUGUUCGUGAAAGAGAAGCAGCAGCAUUGGAACGGCUUCGAGUUCUCAAAUCAAGUAUAUCCACGGAAAAUGAAGAUACUCACCUUCAUGAAGAAUUGGAAAAUUUACGCAGUGUAGAGUGUGCCCAGCAAGAGAGAAUAAAUGAACUUGAAAGAAAAAUUGCUGAAAAAGGAGAUAGCGUUGAUGAAGAGAUUGUAAAAGUGAGGACUGAAUUAGCAAUAGUUAGGAAGGCUCAAGAAAAACAAAGUAACGUAAUCGAAACACUCGAACAGAAAUUAAAAAUUGCAGAAGACAAAUCAUAUGUAGCUGCAAUCAAGCAAGAAAUUAAUGACUUAAAAACACGAGAAACUGAGAAUUUAAAGAAAAUACAAUCUUUAGAAUCAGAAUUACGUGAAUCGACUAUCCAAGAUAUGCAGCAAGUUGACAAAUUGAAUGAAGAGAUUAAAAAGUUACGUGGUCAUAAACGAGAACAACGUAAACAGAUGGAAUUUCUUCAAAAUCGGUUAGAAUUGGCAGAAGAUGAAAAUCCAGAUAUAUUAUCUUUAAGAAGUCAAAUAUCCGCGUCCAAAGCUUCUGAAGCAGAACUCCAAAAAAAAGUUAAUGAUUUGGAAGCUAAAUUCGCAACUGUUCAGAAAGAAGCGAAAAUUUUUGAAAUGGUAAAAGAGGAGGUCGCUAUUAAAGAGUUAUCAACAAUGAAAGGUGGAUCUGACCUUCAAAAGAGACUUGCUAUAUCUUUAGAAGAAGAAAUGAAAAGAUUAAGACGGGAAUUAGAACUUGCUAAAAACGAUACUAAUUCAUCAUCUGAGAAAUACGAAGAACUUACAAACUCAUUGAGCACCACUCAUAAACAAUAUGAAGAGUCAUUAAAACGAAUAAAAAUUUUGGAAGGUGAAGUUGAAUCGUUCGAGAAUAAUGGAGUCGCAAGCGAUGAAAAAGUUGCAACUGUGAGGACUGAGUUGGUUAAUGCAAAACUUGAGAUAAUGGCACAAAAUGAAAUGGUAAUUAGCUUAGACUCACAAAUAGUAAGUGUUGAGAAAGAACGCGAUCAGAACGCGCAACGAGCUAAAGAGUUAGUGAACAUACUUGAUGAAAGAGAGAUUAAUCAAAAAGAUGCUAUCAGAGCACUUGAAUCUACGUUAACAAAUUUUGAAUCCAAAAUUCUUGAAAUGAAAGUUGAACCAGAUGUAAACAAUGAAACUAUCGUACUUAUGGAUGAAAAACUUGGGGUUGUUCGAACGCAACUUAAAGAAACGAAGACCAUAGAUGAAAAGCGCAUCAAGAUGCUCAAUGGAUUAGAAAACGAAUUAAAAGUAUUGACAAAAUUGGUGGUGUCAGAUGAACAAGAAUUUAUGAAUCAAGAUUAUAAUACUGUGAAUCUAAAUUCUAUUAUACAAUCUCUAGAAACUGAAUUGCAAAUGGCGCACUUAUCAAAGACGAAUUCCUCUGCACGCAUAAGACAGUUAGAAGCCUUACUUGCAGAAGCGAAUUUAAAGCGUGAAUGCAAUGCUACAUCAUCUAUUAAUCUUGAAACAUUAAAUGCAGAACUUCAAAAAGCUAAAGAAACUGAAGUUCAAUAUCGACAACAGGUCAAAAGUUUAAAAUCUAAGAUUCGAGAUGCCAAACAACGUCGGAAUGCGGAGCAUGCUAAUCUUAAAGAUAUUACAAACAAUAUAUAUUCUCUUAGGGCACAAAGUACUUUGAUGCAAAAUGAAUUAGAUGAUAUUAAAUAUAAUUCUGUUCUUGAUUGUUACGAUAGUAUAGAUGAUGAAACUGUCGAAAAUAUUAUUAAACAGUUAAAACAAACUCAUAAAGUGGCUAAAGAAAAAAUAAAUCGUGUCAUUGAAUUGGAAAAGAUUUCACAUCAAUUAGAAUCUGACAAAAUUAAUCAAUGUGAACAUAAUGAAGAUCUUGAAGAAGAAUUAGAUCAACUUCAAAAGGAUAUUGAAACUCUGGCGGACGAAUUCGCAGAUGCGGCAUCAAAAUUUGAAGAUAGUGAUAAAAUAUGUAAGAAACAAAGGCGUAUAAUUGCUGAAUUGGAAGUUGCACUGGAAGGGGCCAAGAAUCCAAUCAAUAUUAGUGAAUUAGAAGGAUCCACAGACCCAGAGACAAAUAGAUUGGUGGUUUUAAAUAAAGAACUACGUCAAUCUCAUGAUCAAUUGAAUUCAAAAAUGUCCGAAGUCGAAAAAAAGGCUAAUUCACUAACAAAUAAAAUUAAAUCCCUGGAAACAGAACUUGUUCGACUUGAUGAAAAUGAUCAUGCUUUGACCAAAAAUCUAGAAAUUCAAAUCAAGCAACUUGAAUUCGAAAAGGAUAAAUUACAAGGGACAAAUGAAAUUAUUCUUGAAGAACGUGAAAUUCUGGAUAAACGAAUAACAUUUUUAAGAGAGCAAUUACGAAUGGAUGGAACUGAUGAAACAAAGACAGCCACACAAAUCAUUCAAUUAAAAGAAUUCGUUAGCAGUCUUAACAAACAAGUUUCUGAUAUCAAACAAAAAUCAGCAGAUAAAUCCAAAUCUAUGGAACAAGAAAUUAGCCAACUAUUGAAAAUUAAUGCUCAACUCGAGAGAGAAACCAAUCAAAUUGACGGAUCAAGUCCUAGCAAUAAUUCAAUAGGAAAUAAAAUCAUAAAUCAUGACUAUACUAUCGCAGAACAGAAUGACCUUAUAAAAUCUCUGCAAGAAAAGGUAAAUCAACUUCAAAUGCAAUCAUAUGAUAACUUUGAAGGACAAGAUAAUUAUAUGCCAGUAAAAUUAAAAAAGAAAGCCAUGCGCACAAAAUUAAUAACUACUGGAUACACACGACGACCUAGCGAAGAUUCAUCUAGAACACCAAGUCCAACUAUACCACCACCAAGAACACCAACCACACCGAGAAAUAUAUCAAAUAUCAGCUCUGAUCUUUCUGCUGAAUUCCAAAGACUUCUCAAAAAAGCAUCAAUUAUUGAAAAUGAAACUUCGGAAAGUAGAAAACAUGUAGAAUCAUUAGAAUCAAAUGUAGCUGAGGGGGAAACAAAUCUUUCGAUAGCCAAAGAUCAGUUAUCAAUCUUACAAAAAGAAAAACAUGAAUAUAUGGAGUUAAUUAAGAGCUUGAGCAAACAAUUGAAUGAAGCUCAAAUGCAAAUUGAAAACGCAAAAUAUAGUGUUAAAGAAGAACAAAAAGUUAUGGAAAAUAUUUUAGACGAAGAGAGAAAGGCUAAAGUUAAAGCCGAGAAAGCAAGAUUGGCACUUGAAACUCAAAUGGAACAAAUUAUGAAUAAGAAAAGAAGGUUUAUGUGUUUUUAA